Messenger RNA from Raphanus sativus (radish), 354 nucleotides. RefSeq lists its product as uncharacterized. Lineage: Eukaryota; Viridiplantae; Streptophyta; Magnoliopsida; Brassicales; Brassicaceae. The transcript has a single exon. The record is from RefSeq and is a predicted model, not a curated record. Bases 1 to 354 code for a protein of 117 amino acids.
AUGAUUGAGAACAAAGAUCAUAUCUUCCUGAGAUGCACUUGGUCAGAGGAACUCUGGAAUAUGGUUCUGCGAAGGUUAGGCCUAAGUCAAUUGGCUUUUCACACAUGGACAGCAUUCUCGGAAUGGCUAAAAUUAAGGAUCCCUCACUGCUCUAGGCUCCUCAAAUGUCUUGUCUCCCAAGCAACAAUCUACAACACCUGGGUCUCAAGGAACAUAAGAUUACACGACAACAACAACUCAACGCCAGCCCAAGUGUUCAAGAUCAUUGACCGCCAAGUCCGUGAUACCAUUCUAGGACACCGGCAACAACGGAAAUUCAGCGACCUAAUGCAACAUUGGCUCGCUUUUGAGUAA